Epinephelus moara (kelp grouper) is the source of this 2626-nucleotide messenger RNA. RefSeq names its product tetratricopeptide repeat protein 16. Bases 16 to 2016 code for a protein of 666 amino acids. The record is from RefSeq and is a predicted model, not a curated record. Gene Ontology annotation, molecular function: protein binding. The transcript is spliced from 13 exons. NCBI's taxonomy places the organism in Eukaryota, Metazoa, Chordata, Actinopteri, Perciformes, Serranidae.
CUAAUAUAACAGCUCAUGUCAGAGCUUUGGGCGACACAAUGGACACUCCGGACCAGAGACAGAACGAGACGCAGGCAGAGGAGCAGAGUUUAUUUCCCACUGCAGUGUCAGAAGAGGAGCUGGAUGAGGCCAGGAGAAAAAGCACCUUCAAGCAGCUUUUUGGCUCCAGAAAAAUCCUUCUGGCACCAGGAGAGAAACGUCCUCAAAGACCAGAGCUGCAGGGGAGCCUCAUCAUCCAGAGCAAGGCUGCAGAACAGUGAGAGACAUGAUUACAGAAAUGGAGUCGAGGCGAUGGGAAAGUCCCAGUUUGAGAAGGCUGUGGUUUGCUUCUCCAAAGCCAUCACACUGCAGCCAGAACAGACUCAGCUGUGUGUGAGCCAAGGAGAAGCCUACCUGCAGCUGUGUGACUUCCAGUCAGCAGCAGCCUGUUACAAACGAGCCUCGCUCCUGGAGCCCGGGGCCUUCAGCACCCGCUUGGCCUUCAUCUACAACCUCCAGGGCCAGUGUUUGUUUGACCGAGGUCUUUUCGUAGAAGCUCUUGAGGCCUUCAACAAAGCUGCUGAGGUGAAGCCCGACUGCAGGGCCUACAAGGUCAGAAGCCUGGACUGUCUGACAGCUGCAGGUCACCACACUGAAUGUCUGAAGCUGGUGAAUGACUGGAUGCAGUCAGAGGCUCCCACCUCAGAUCUGUACAUCAUCAGAGCCCGACUGCACAAACUACUCAACCAGACAUCACAGUGUUAUCAAGACGUCAGGUCGGUGUUAGCGUUGAACCCAACGUGUCCGGAGGCCCGAGUCCUGCUGCUGCAGCUGCAGGAGGCCAGUGAACGGGCCAGACAAAAGGCUGUGGACCGAGCUCUGACCGGCCAGCUGCCUGAGGCCCUCUGCAUGAUCAACAUCGCUCUGGAGAACUGCCCCCGGGACGCACGCCUCUACCUGUUCAGAGGGAUUCUGUACCGACGCCUGAAAGACUUCACAGCAGCCAUUGAGGAUCUAGUCCAGGCUGUGGAGCUGAGUGAGGAGGAGGGGGAGAGGGAGGAGGUCAGAGGUCAGGCGGAGGCCAGAGAUGAGAAGGAUGAGCGUGACUCUCUGGAAAAGGAGGUGAACUUUCAGCUGGUUCUCACCUACAAUGAUUUUGCUGUUCAGUGCUUCAGCAGAGGGCUCUACGCUGAGGCCACUCUGCUUCUCAACAAGGCCAUCGAGGAGGAGAAGGGCCAGCCGGGCCUGUACCUGAACCGAGGAGAUUGCUUCUUCAAGCAGGGUGAGUGGUGUUUUUCUCUGGCCGACUACCAGCAGGCUGAGGAGAUGAUGCAGCCCGAUGACCCUGCUUUCCGGCUUCGCCUCGCUGUCCUCCACAACACGAUGGGCUGUAUCAGCUUCCAGGACGGGCGUCUCCAGGAGGCAGCUGACAUGUUUUCUCUGGCCGUCCAGUACAACCCCACAGCCAGUCAGUACUAUGAGAACAGAUCCAAGGCCUUCCAGAAACUCCUGAACUUGGAGGAAGCUGGACGGGACUUCAUCUGCACACUGAUCCUGGAUCCCACCAACGAGGAGGUGCCUCCUAUGCUCAUGAAUCUGUUCCCUGGCAGCAGUGUGUCUGAUGUUUUGUCCAGUCCAGCAGGACAAGCAGUCAGUGUUCAGCUGAUGGAAACCAUCCAGGCCUACAGCUCCUCCUCCGAUCAACAAAGACUGAGUGAGAGGCUCCAGAAGAUGACUCUGGCCAAUGGGAACACAGUGAGCCAAUCAGAAGCCCCACCCGGCGCAGGACAGGAGCUGAAGCUGAAGCUGUGUGUCGACCAACAGGAGAUGCAGAUAAAUGUGAAGAGCCUUCUGCAGGUUGAGGAAGUGGUUCGAUCAUUUCACCAUGACCGUCAGGCUCCAAAGCACCACACUGAACCACGCCAAGCCACACACCACCCACCACCACCACCACCGUCCACACAGUGGAACACCACCAGUCUGCCUUUAAGAGGUCGCACUACAACAAGAGAUUUGGGCUCCACAUCUCAGAAGUGAUUGUGGAGUUACUCGCGGUGGGAAGUGAACAAUUGAAUAUGUUGUUCUCUGCAGCAUCAGAAUGCUGAGUUUUAUUUGAAUUAGAAGAGACUCGCUCUGAGAGAAGAGAAUAUUUAUUUACAUGUGCACAUAAGUAUGUGAAAUGUGAAAAGUCUUUGGUGAUUUGACCCCAUCGUGAUGUCAUAUAUAUAUAUUACAGGAGGGUGGUAAAAACGCAGAAGAUUAGGGAGCCCCCUAUGGAGUCUAGGCGCUGAUGGUGGUGGUGAUGAGAUGAGAUGAAGAAGGAGAUGAGGAAGGUCUGGAUGUGAAGAGGAGUGGGCUGUUGAUGAGCACACCCUUAUAAUGUGAACUAACUUUAAAAAUAACCACAUCACAUCUACAUGAUCCUAAAUUUCAUCAGACAGUAAAAGAGAAUAAUAAGGCAGGCUGUGGAGAGUAAAUCAACAGUGGCAACACUUCUCUGGUAUUAUCCUUUACUUAGCAUGUUAUUAUGUACUGUAGUCCAAUAGGUGGCAGCACAGCCACAAGUUUAGCAUGAUGGUGUUUCUCAGGAUGCUCUACUACUCUGUGUAAUCAGUGCCUUCUCAUUUUAUAUAUGACAUGAGAACUA